UUAAACAUGGCUUCUGAGGCUGCUCAGAAUUUCCUUCAGCCACUGUCUUCUUGGAUGUCUCAAAUAUACGAAGCUAUCCAACAAGCAGGAGACUCUAUAUCUGCUUCACUGCUGAAUUUGAGUGGAGUGGGUCGUAAGUCAGAAGAAGAGAGGAACCGGGACUUGGAGAAUAAUGGAGGAGUUUAUGAGGAUUAUUCUGAGGCAUCAGAUGAUGAACAACACCUGGACCUCUGGGAUGAGGAAUACAUAUAUCCUAGAGAAGAUGGUCACAUUGGGAGUCCUGAUCUUGCUUCACACGACCUCCCUCAUGGCUCUGACAUGGGUCUGCAGAGGCAAAAACAAGUUAAAAAUACCAGCAGUUUACCAGAGCAAUGUGUUGAAAGCACCAGAUCUUUGACAGCCAAUGGAUCCUACUGGACGAAUGAAAAUCUCCAGCUGCUUGAUCAGCUUCCUCCCAUCGCUGAGGAAGAAGGCGAGCCCUCUAUAAGGAUGGGAGAUCAUGAGUGCAACCUCAGCUUGGGUGACUCCUUAAAAAGUAAAAAUGGCAAGGCAAGUUUUGCAGAUCUGGAUGGACUAAGCCAACUGAGUUACCAAGACAACCUGUCCUAUUUUGAAGAUGACCACGUAUCUGUUGAUUCAAGAACAACAAUUGAGAGCAGGGGCACUGGACAGCGUGAAGGGCCUAGGAUGGAGUCCAGCAUUGCCGAUGGCAUUGGCCAGCAAGCCACGGAAGGUUGUUUGGAAACGGAGACAGCAUAUACCAACCAGAUAUUUGAAGUAAAUGACGCUACUGACAGCUCGUCGGCUUGGAGCCCUGAGGAACAUGAUGAAGGGAAGAGUGUACCAGCUCAUCAUGGUGCUCAUGAGCCCAUCUGUAAAUGUGGUGAUCUAGAUGUCAUCUUCCACUAUAAAGCCUCAAGUCAAAAGCUAGUAGUUACGGUCCUGGAGGCCAGAGAUAUCCCAGACAAAGACCGCAGUGGUGCCAACACCUGGCAAGUGCACACAGUCCUGAUGCCUAGCAAGAAACAGAGGGGUAAGACAAGCGUUCAGAGAGGACCCAUCCCAAGCUUCAAGGAUAAAAUUACCUUCAGUAAGCUGGAGCCAGAGGAGUUGAGCAGCCACGCCAUUCGUUUCCGACUCUAUGCGGUACACAAGAUGAUUGGAGAGAAGAUGAUGGGAGAACAGUUGUUCUACCUGAGCAACAUCAGCCAAGAAGGAGAAGUGAAGCUGACGUUGGUCUUGGAGCCAAGGAGUAAUUUGAGCAGUGCAGACUCUCAGCUUAGUCUGUCAGCAAUCUCUCACAGUGAUAGCGCUUCUUCAACACAGUCCCUGUCGCAUGGAGGGGUGCCAGAGCUGCUCGUGGGAUUGUCAUACAAUGCCACUACGGGGCGGCUGUCAGUGGAGAUGAUCAAAGGCAGUCAUUUCCGAAACCUCGCAAUUAAUAGGCCACCUGACACCUACGGAAAGCUCUGCCUGCUCAACUCUGUGGGCCAGGAGAUGUCUCGCUGCAAGACCUCUAUCCGUCGCGGACAGCCCAAUCCCGUCUACAAGGAAACUUUCAUCUUCCAGGUUGCCCUUUUCCAGCUCUCUGAUGUCACGCUAAUGAUCUCCAUAUACAACAGGCGCAGCAUGAAGCGCAAAGAGAUGAUCGGCUGGAUUUCUAUGGGUCAGAACAGCAGUGGAGAGGAAGAGCAGAGUCAUUGGCAGGAAAUGAAGGAGUCAAAGGGGACACAGGUCUGCAGGUGGCACACGCUACUGGAGUCCUAGUGGUUACCAGGGCAACCUGCGGUUCCUGGGACUAUGAGCUGUCUUCCCUUGUUCUCAGUCAGCAGAAAACAGCUAUCCCAUGGCAAGCACCAUGCUCUGAUGGGUCACGUA
Antrostomus carolinensis (chuck-will's-widow) is the source of this 1878-nucleotide messenger RNA. It is a transcript of the gene SYT16, whose product is annotated as synaptotagmin 16. The record is from RefSeq and is a predicted model, not a curated record. The transcript is spliced from 5 exons. Lineage: Eukaryota; Metazoa; Chordata; Aves; Caprimulgiformes; Caprimulgidae. Bases 7 to 1767 code for a protein of 586 amino acids. Gene Ontology annotation, molecular function: phospholipid binding.